GGGAGGAGACGCUCACCGGAGCGCAGCAGAAGCAGCCGUUAACUUUAGAGGGAAACCUGGUCACCAUGGUGAAGCGCGCGUUCUCUGUCCUCUCCAUCGCGCUCGCGGCGCUGCUGCUUGUUCCACAGUUUCUGCGUGCUGGGCGCGCCGGGGAGGCUCCGGCAGCAGCGGAGUACUACACCAAAACCGAGCAGGAUUACGAGUUUGGGGACUACAGAGGGAAGUGGUGCAUUGAUGACCACGGUUUCGUAUACAGCAUCGGAGAGGUUUACUAUCCGAGCCCCACGGCCUGCCCGUGCACGUGCACCGUGGAUGGCCCCGUAUGCGUCCGACCCAGGUGUCCCCGCAUCCACCCGCGGUGCACGCGGAUCAGGUAUAAGGCGUGCUGCCCUGUGUGUGAGGCCAUGGCCAAGGUCUGCGUCUACGGAGGGAAAACCUACAGACUGCUGGAGGAGUUCAGGGUGUCAAGGUGUGAGCGGUGUCGCUGUGAAGCUAACAGAGAGGUGUACUGCAGCAUUUCCGAUUGCCCGGCCCCUCACUGCGUAAACCCCACCUAUGAGCCCAACCACUGCUGUCCCAUCUGUAAAAAUGGUCCCAACUGCUUUGCUGGAAGCAGGGUGAUCCCAGCAGGGGAACGUGUGAACAUUGAUGGGCAGACGGUGUGUUACUGCACCUACAGGGACGGAACGUGGCACCCUCACCCCCAUGCCACCUGCGAACAGCAACCCCAGCCUAGCCCAACAUUCAGUACACGCACUGAGCCCCCCAGGGAUGAGGACACAGGGAGGAAACUGUUUCCUAGACUAGAUCUGAUCCCCUAAAUUAGACUGAAGCAGAGCUCCUGUUAAGUUACAAUCAAACCCCAGUUUUCAAGUAAUGGGACCCAGAAAAAUUAGUUUCUGAGAUAUCAUAUAGCUUCUUAUGACUCCGACACCUGGUUCCUGAGUCUGGCUGUCCUCCCGCACAUAUGUCUAUUGUAGUAUUAGGGAAUAACUGUUAAGGUUUGUACAUCUUACCCACAUUCAGCAUUAUUUAGGUUCUGAGAUUUACUUAUAAAUAUUGAAAUAUAUUCUAAGUAAAAUGAGAUCAUAUUAUAGUCACUAACAAAGAAACUGUGGCACAAUGUAGCGAGAAAAUGUUAAAAAGUGUUGGAAAAGGUAGGAAAAGUAGUAAACCGUGUAGAUAGCUAUCAUGCAGCUGAAGUUCUGUAGCAUGGUGGAACUCCAGAUGUGACCCACAUCUGCUGUUUGCAGACACAAAUCAACAGGAAUACGAUUACUUACACAUGAAUAAUAUAAUAAACAAAUAAAUAUUUACAAAUAUUUUAUUUACAGAAACAUAUCUGAUUGUUUUACUAUUAACUUGUUUAAUGAACACAUGCUGGAACAUUAUGGAAGCAAAUGUGUCCCAAUAUUCAGAUUAAAAUGUAUUAAUAAAAUGCUUUUAUUAUGUUUUAAUUUGAAUAUUGGGACACAUUUGCUUCCAUAGAACACAACCUGACUUACCUAUUAAACCCAGUGGGUUGGGCUAUCACUGAUCUGGUUUAAAUAAACUGAAAUGAACCUUCUGUACAGGUUAACUAAAGUGAUGGUCCACAGCGACAGUUUCAGGUAUUUUAUGUUGGACAAUGACAUAAAAAUAAAAUAAAAACAUAAGAAAAUAUUGAAAAUGUGAUUUUAACACCUGACUUUUAAUUUUAUUCUUUUAAUUGCAGUCAUCUGUAAAUAAUGUGGAUAUAUUUAGUUCUGAUUUUAUUUCAUUAGGACCAGCAUUAAGAGCUGCACCUUUCCAAUACGAACUUCUCAUGUUUCCUGUUGGGGACCCACCGAGGGGCCAGUGACCACUUUUAUAAAUUAGCUGGUGCUGCCACUGUCCAAGUCUUAAAUGCAUCAUUUUCAUGACUAUGAAUUUAGUUUUACCAUGCUGUUUAUUCAAGCAGUUAUCUGUUUCUAUCCUUUAUGACUAGCUACUUCUGAAUGCCCAUCCCCCUACAGUAUAAUAAAUCUCUUACAUUCUGUUACGGCUGUAAAUUCGGGUGUGUCCCCCACAUGUUGAUUAAUGGACCUCAUCUGGACACCUCUUUGAAAACCUUUCUGAAGGCGCCCCCUGCUGGUAGGAUGGGCAUUACUUUGUCCAAACCAGAACCUUAUUUCUAUAUUAACUCGCCAAUUAGCCAGGACUUUUAUAAUUCUAGUCUAAAGAAGUGUCUGGUUAAAACUAAUGAAGUAAUGUAUAAAACAGUGUGAAGCGACCUCAUUGAUGCAGAAGUGAAGGGGUCUGGUUUUUAAGAGAUUUUUAACAAUGUUUUACCAUCUGAAUCUGUACUGCUGCAUCUCCCGACUGUUGAAAUAAAAUCAGUUACCUCA
Molecule: messenger RNA, 2366 nt
Organism: Girardinichthys multiradiatus
Lineage: Eukaryota; Metazoa; Chordata; Actinopteri; Cyprinodontiformes; Goodeidae
Product: von Willebrand factor C domain-containing protein 2-like
Exons: 3
Coding region: 66-821 (251 amino acids)
Biological process (GO): negative regulation of BMP signaling pathway
Cellular component (GO): AMPA glutamate receptor complex
Molecular function (GO): protein binding
Source: RefSeq, a predicted model, not a curated record